GCUAAGGAGAGAGCUCAUAAGGUAGCAGGUGUGAGGAGGUAUUAGCAAGUCAGUAGGAGGCUGUUUUCUUCUUUCCCCAUCCCCAUUCCUUCUCUUGUAUGCUUUGGACAAAAGGUGCCUGGUGAGGGGGGCCUUAAUGAAUGAAGAAAACGAGAAGACUGGGGAAUGCCUGUGAUGUUUCUGCUGCGGAGGAAACUUCUUGGUUAAACCAUUGUACCAGUCAUUUAGUGGCUUAAGGGAAAUAUGUGGAAAUGAAAAGAUUUUAAAUCCUGCUCUUCAAAUCUAGAGCCCUAGGAGAGACGUGAAGAGAGAGGACAAGUUGUGCUGUGUUGGAACGUGCUGUUCAAGGGACACUUUAGAAAGCAGACUACUAAACCGCAAAGCUGGGUCUCCUUGGCGAGAUGAGUUUGGCACUGGAGGUGUGUCAGGAAGGCUCCGAAACUCUGCUGCACGGGGAAUUUGGGGCCUAUCCCUCCAAAGGGACCCGGUAUGCCCUCAGCCUCACAUGGACAGAAUUGCACAUCCAGCGUCUGGUGCCCAAGCCGGACUCAGAUCACCGGAUGGUGGUGCGCCUGGUAGAUGUGGUCGGGUGUCAUACACUGCGCAGUCAUACGCUUGCUGACCAGUCAGCUUACUUCUGCAUCUAUACCUACCCGCUGAAAAAACGGAAAGUGGCAGUGGGCUCUGGCCGGGUACGGCAACGAGCUGCGAGGACCUUUCAGGUUGAUGACAUGGAAUGUUAUGCAGAUAACCAAGAGAUAGCAGAGAAAUGGGCAGCUGCCAUCAAAUGCCUGGUACUGGGGAUUCCCAUCUCGAGCAAGACAGAGAUCACUCGCAGUCUCCUGCCGCGACCCCGCCGCCUACUGCUUUUGCUAAACCCUUUUGGAGGAAAGGGAAACGCCCUGCAAUGGUGUCAGACCCACAUCUUACCCAUGAUCACUGAGGCCGACGUCAGCUUCAACUUGAUCCAGACAGAGAGACAGAACCAUGCCCGGGAGUUGGUGCAGAGCAUCAACUUAGCAGAGUGGGAUGGCAUCGUGGCCAUUUCGGGAGAUGGGCUUCUUUACGAGGUUAUUAAUGGUUUGAUGGAACGGCCAGACUGGGAGGAAGCUAUUAAAAUGCCCAUUGGGAUUCUCCCCUGUGGGUCUGGAAAUGCACUGGCUGGAUCCAUUAAUUGCUGUGCUGGGUUUGAGCAAGUCAUGGGUCAGGAGCUGCUUACCAACUGCACUCUUCUGCUCUGCCAUGGGGCAGUCACCCCCUUGGACUUGGUGUCCGUCACAACCUCUUCGGGCUCCCGUUCCUUCUCCUUCUUAAGCGUGGCCUGGGGCUUCAUCUCUGACGUGGACAUCGAGAGCGAGAAGUAUCGGCACAUGGGCUCAGCCCGUUUCACCAUGGGAACAAUGAUACGCCUAGCAUCCCUCAGCACGUACCGAGGCAGGCUCUCCUACCUGCCUGCUCCAGAUGCUGUGGCUCACCGGCCCAUCUUGCGUAGUAUCACCAUGACAGCCAAUGGGAGCCUCCCCUUCCAACGCAUGCCCCUCCACCGCACAGUCUCUGACAUGGGACUCUGUGAGAAACGUCAUGCCUUCCCCUUCCAGGGGGUGGAGCCCACUGAUGAGUCCGCCCCCUCGCCCAACUCCCCACCACCUUCUUCUGGCUUCCAGCCUUCCAGCUUCAACUUCGAGACCUUGCCCGAGGACUUGGUAGCCGAUGGCCAGGGACCAAGGCUGGCAAAUCCAACAGUAGCUGCGCCCCGUGUAUCUUCUGCCCGGCGUGUGCAUGGUCCCCCGGAUAACUUCCUGACCCCACUGGACCAGCCGGUGCCCAAGUCGUGGGUGACAUUGGAGGACGAUUUUGUGUUGAUGUUGGCAAUCUACCAGACUCACUUGGGUGCCGAUUUGUUCACUGCACCCUUUGCCUGCUUUAACGACGGCCUCAUCCACCUCUGCUACGUCAAAGCAGGCAUCUCCCGGGCUGCUCUGAUUCGCCUCUUCUUGGCCAUGGAGAAAGGCACUCACUUUGAACAGGAAUGCCCCUACCUCGUCCACGUACCUGUCCGCGCCUUCCGCCUGGAACCCCUCACCCGCAAGGGCAUCCUCACCAUUGAUGGUGAGAGGGUGGAAUAUGGCCCCAUUCAGGGACAAAUCCAUCAUAGUAUGGCCAACCUAAUCACUGGUAUCCACCAGGUUAAAAUUACUACUUUUUGAUGCAGGUUCCCGCCAUCUCAUUUCCAUGGGCACAUAACAGAUCUGGUCUGACUUGUAUUCUUAUCUUCUGCCACAUUGCUGCAAGAGGGAAGGAGUGUGGUGGGAGAGGUGGUGUUGGAGAGAAGAGCCUCCUAAUGUGCAAUAUACCUUUCAGGCACCAGAGGGAGAACUUCAGGGCCACUCUCUACCUUUCUGGGCCUUUGAGUAUGCAUGGCAGAUACCUCCUUACUGAGCCUAUGAUAACAGUUCUUGAUCCAUCCGCCCCCUUUUUCUCUCUCCUACAAUCUUCUACUGCUGUCUAAGGUGUGAUGUGACCCAGUGGCCUACGGCAGGCAAGUGAGAGCCUCUUCUUCCAGUGCAUGCCCUUUCACUGACCUUACCUGCAUUGCAUAAGCCUAAUUUUGCAAGCCUGGCCUGCAUUUUCCCUGAAAAGGACUCAGUUUAACUACAGGGAAGGUUUGUGUGAGUUGGGUGGAUUGGAGAUGUGAAGUCCUUCCCUACCUUUCCCCCCUGCUCACCCCAACCUCCGUGCUGCUUCUCUGCACAUUCCUUCUGGUAGUACACAAUUCCCACUUUUCAACCUAUUGUAAUGUUUUUUUGCACCUCUGCAUUAGCCCUUCUCACCAGUGAUGGGCAGCAGGCUUAAAACACUUCUCUCCCCUGACCAGCUGUGGUUCAAUACCAUUCCUUUGCCCCUAAGAAACAUGAACGUAUGGGCCAGUAACAGUACAGGAGCUCAAGCCUCUGGAAUCUGUAAUCUUUCCGCUACUUCUACAACAUUCCUGUUCUGCUCCCCGUGCUUGGAGGGUCACCCCCUGCUACGCUGCAUGCCCUUCUUGCCCAAGAGGCUGCCCUCAAAUCCUGCCUUGGUUCCCAUUUGACAAGGAUGGGAACAGAAAGCAAAGCGACAUAAUGUCUUGGUUAAUCCAUCAUUUGCAAGGAAGGAAACCCCCCCCCACCUCUAAAUGAAAGGACCAAGACCUGAAGUGGACAUACAAGGUCAUCCCUGCCCCCUCCCCCAUCAUCUGAAACUACUCAUUUGCCUCCCUUUUCUGCUGUUAACAUAUGAGAUCCCAGUUGUUUCACCAUGGAGAUCCACCUUCUUUCUGGAGUUGUGUUGGGUUCUACUGCCCUUCUUUCUAAAGGGGGUCGUCGCCAAGGGUAUUUGGAGGAAAGAGGAGGGCUAACUUCUCUGCAACCUGCUAAGGCCGUCUUGAGGUGUUGCUAUAGGGGGUGAGGUUCACUCCACCCACGCCCGGAAGCUGAUCUUUGCUUUUUUCUUUCUUUCUGGGAAUACACUGGAUGAAUGUAACUAGAUAUUGCUUGUGCGAUAGGGUAUGAAGGGUUUAAUUUUAACAGGCUGGUUAUUUUCUUUCCCCCCCACCAUGUGGGGAUUAACAAGCAAUUAAAAUGAUCUAAUAUUGUAAUAGAUGUGUGCGCGUGACUAAGAAAUGUUGCUUUCUGUACACGUUAUUUGUUCAACAUGAAGAUCGGCUUGGCAAGCUGUCUCAUCUCUAGUGUGAAAGUGGUAGAACCCGUCUGCCAGCAGUUGGCAAGUAGAUAGACCGGCCAAUUCACAUCAGAGCAUAACAGCCCAUGGCUAAAACAUUCCCCCUCUUUAUUCACUAGCUGCCACCAAUUUGGUGAAACAUGGAGAGAGAGAGAGAGAGAGAGAGAGAGAGAGAGAGAGUGAGUGAGAGAGAGAGAGAGAGAGAGAGUAAGAGUUAAGAACUGGACCGCUGUCUCUGACCAAAGGCCAGAAUUUUGCAGCAGUGACCAGCCAGCAGUUGACUUACUGUGUCCUGGGGACAGAGAGACUACUUCUGAAGCUGGGGGUUCCAUUUUUAAUUAUCAUGACAAGUAUUUAUAUGAAUAGCCAGUAAUAAGAUUUGUCAUUUAUGAAUGUCUGUAGUUUGUCUUUUUUUUUCCUUAAAAAAAAAAGUCACUGGGUAAUUGAGGCCAGGACAGCUAAUCUCUAAUUGCCAGGGAAUCAGUUAGGGUCCAAAGUCUACAUUUUUUAUCCCAGAAAAUGAUAGAAGAGUCAUGUCUGUAAGGACAAUGUCAUUUGACCAGUGAACUAUGGUUUGCUACUACUUGACCUCACAAGGUCUUAAUGAUUCCUGCUAGAAAUUUAACAAAUCCUUGGCGUUCUUGAUUGCUAUUUCAAGGUCCCCCCCCACUGUGAAUGCAGCUACUGCAGAGCAAAAUUUAUGUACUACGAUGCAAAGUAAAGCAGUCCUGUGAGACUGACAUAUUGCAAUAAAGUUCAAAGACCAGGACAUUGUUUGAUAAGCACAGUUAUGACAUGAAUGAUGUGACUGGAACACCCUUCCUAGCCCUUCCCAUGGUGCUUCCCUCCACUACAGAAUGGAGGAUUGCUUUCCUGUCUAGGAAAGAAUUCCCUAUGGCUGUUGCAACAGAGUAUCAUCUGGAAGGGCCUGAAAGGAAUUAUGGAAAUAAACAGCAGAUUUCUGGGAUUUGUUCCAGUUAAUGUGAGGUGAAAGUAUUGCUGUGCAAAGCAGUAGGUAUGACACCAAUAUUCUCUUUUUGUUUGUCGGCACUUGGUCAAGCAAACUAGUUAUGUCCUCUUCGUUCCCCCAUCUCAUGCUGUUUGCUUUGGGCAUGAUCGAAUCCACAUGUAAGAAGAGCUGGUUCCCCCCCAGCCAAGGUAUGGUGCCCCCCUGGCACUUUAUAGAUCUGUUUAGGCAGGCAGAAAUAGGGGUGGGGACUGUUCAGCGCCCUGUAGGUCACAACCCACGGCUGGCACAUGACUUCAUACAAACACCAGUUUGGGAUUCUCACUUCCCACACUGUGUGGCAAAGAUUCCAGAUGGGUAGUCGUGUUACGUGUGGCAGCAAAAUAAAACAAGCUUGUACAGUGGCACCUUAAAAACUGGUAAGCUUUCCAGCUGAAGCUUCCGCAGGUCAGCGCUCACUUCACCAGAUGCAAGACAAAGUGAGCACUGAUCUGUGAAGCUUACGCUGAAAUUAUUGUUGCUAGUCUUUAAGGUGUGACAGGACACUCCCGUUUUAUUUUCCUGUUAUCUCUCUGCUCUCGCCUUUAGAUUUACAUAUUUGUGGUAAACAUCACAGGCUGUGUUCUAGGAAGUGUCCUUGUUCUGCAUUUGUUGUUUGUUGCAGUUUUUCAAAAGGCAUUUUUGUAGCACUAUUUCAGAUUUGUACAGUCUAACUUCUAUGACUGUAGC
Molecule: messenger RNA, 5413 nt
Organism: Eublepharis macularius
Lineage: Eukaryota; Metazoa; Chordata; Lepidosauria; Squamata; Eublepharidae
Gene: SPHK2
Product: sphingosine kinase 2
Exons: 6
Coding region: 402-2207 (601 amino acids)
Biological process (GO): sphinganine-1-phosphate biosynthetic process; sphingosine biosynthetic process; positive regulation of apoptotic process
Cellular component (GO): intracellular membrane-bounded organelle; membrane; cytoplasm
Source: RefSeq, a predicted model, not a curated record